AGCUCACAUUUCCAUUUMCAWUYACRAUCACGAUCACGAUCACAAUGAAUARCCAUCUAACGCCGUCGAUGUGGGGGAUCGCAWUACUCGUUCUUCUUUCAAAUAUAUUCUUCGUCGACCACGCAAAUGCCGUUGGGACAGGUCAUGUUUAUUGUGGGAGUGAACCCUGCAUCGAGCCCCUUCGGUCCUCUUGCGAGGAAAUGAUCAACACCUACCACUUUCAGGGAUCGUGCUGCGCGAUGCAAAWAAUCCCCGGAACAGGGGGCUGCAGAAUYACGGUCGGUUUUGGAAACUGCUUUUGGUACCCAAUUUGCGGUCGUUGCGAGGUCGAUUCCGAAGAUUACGACCGAGACAGGUGCAACAUUAUCUUCGAGGCGGACGUCGUUGAGAAAAYGUGUCCGAGAUACGACUUUGAUCCGUUAGAGAUUCAGAAGAGCCCGACCUGGUCCCCGCCGAGCUGUGCCCCAUCGAUGUCCCCCACGUUAGCUUCCGAGAAGUCGGACUCCUCGACCAUUGUGACGGGCAGCCGGGUAUCUCUUCUUGYGGUAGUUCUCGGGGCCGCCGUGGCCGUGGUAUGAAAAGCCAGUCGGCUUCGAUUCGGAUCGAUUUACGUGUUAAGAAUCUGGCAGCGKGCUGGAUUCGGUACUCUGCUUGUUGUCACAAGCUACGUACAYAGAGAUUGGGAAUGUURUUUCAAGCCGUUCGGACCCUUGUCUGAGAAUUAGACAAGUAAAAUUCAAUGAAAAGCAUAUUUUUUAAUUCARUAUUAAAAUCUCUUGUUUGUGGUUUCUGUCCUACUGUUUGCUUUCAAUAAAAUAACUGAACAUGC
Messenger RNA from Pseudo-nitzschia multistriata, 829 nucleotides. The record is from the annotation of a GenBank genome assembly. NCBI's taxonomy places the organism in Eukaryota, Bacillariophyta, Bacillariophyceae, Bacillariales, Bacillariaceae.